UUGGAGCUUGGACCAGUAUUUCUUAUAGGAUCCCACAAACUCAUGUAUGUGCAUAUAUAGGGUUUCACCCAUGGGUCGGUAGUGUCUUAAUUUAUUGUUUUCCUGAGUUAGUUUUGGGGCUUCUCCAAUACUCUAUGCUUUAGGUUAGCCAUCUUUUUAAGUCCAGAUCUAAUUUAUCAAGUCCACAAAGUUUCCAUCGGAUCCAUCAGGAAGAAGAAGAAGAAGAAGUAAUUAUGCUGGCGAAUAAGUGGUGGGAGAGACUAGAUCAUGCGUCCACCUACGAACCUCCAGGCGCCGCUCCACCCUACGUCCAUCCCCACCUCCUCCUUCACGAUCCUCAGCAGGAACAGCAGGAACACCACUCCAAUCAAAACCCCGAUCUAGACUCUGGGGCCACUAGCUCCGCCACCAACUCCAAUAAUCGGCGUCCUAGAGGGCGUCCCCCGGGGUCCAAAAACAAACCGAAAGCCCCAGUCAUAGUCACGCGCGACAGCCCGAACGCGAUGCGAUCGCACGUGCUGGAGAUCACAAACGGAGCGGACAUCGUGGAGAGUGUCUCUGUCUACGCCAGGAAGAGAGGGAGAGGGAUUUGCUUCAUGAAUGGGAGCGGGAGUGUUUCUAACGUCAGCUUGCGUCAGCCAGGCCUAGGGGGCAGCAGCCAGCUGCUCACUCUACACGGUAGGUUCGAGAUACUGUCACUUACAGGUACGGUGCUUCCGCCUCCUGCACCUCCCGGUGCGGGGGGAUUGUCUAUUUUCUUGGCAGGAGGGCAGGGGGAGGUUGUCGGAGGGAGGGUGGUGGGGCCCCUGGUGGCUUCGGGGCCAGUGGUUUUGAUGGCGGCUUCGUUCUCCAAUGCCGUGUUUGAGAGGUUGUCCUUGGAGAAGGAGGAGACUACGGCGUCUCAUGAGUCUUCUGGAGUGACUGGAGGGGGUGGGCAGUUGGGGGAGGGUGGAGUCAAUAUGGGAUUGGGAGCUGGAAAUGUGAAUAUAGGGAACCAUCCUGCAGGUUUGACUACUGGGGAUUUGUUUGGGUGGAAUAAUGCAAGUGGAAGUGCUUGAAGUCAGCGUUUUUAAUUUUAUAUAUAUAUAAUGUAGCUUCAUAUUAUAUAUAGGAAGAGUGCUUGAAGUCGGCCGUUACUGCUUGUGGAAUCAAUUUCUUAGUGUUAAGACAAUAAAUAAAUAGACUGUUGACAUGCGAAUGUAGUGAUUAUUUUAUCUCCCCA
Tripterygium wilfordii is the source of this 1222-nucleotide messenger RNA. Its product is annotated as AT-hook motif nuclear-localized protein 29-like. Gene Ontology annotation, biological process: vegetative to reproductive phase transition of meristem. Gene Ontology annotation, cellular component: nucleus. The record is from RefSeq and is a predicted model, not a curated record. Gene Ontology annotation, molecular function: minor groove of adenine-thymine-rich DNA binding; DNA-binding transcription factor activity. NCBI's taxonomy places the organism in Eukaryota, Viridiplantae, Streptophyta, Magnoliopsida, Celastrales, Celastraceae. The transcript has a single exon. Bases 234 to 1058 code for a protein of 274 amino acids.